AUGGCAACAGAUAUUAUCUUAACAAGCUCACCUGAUGGACCUAUCAUUGCUCAAGAUCAUCUAACCGGUGCUGUUCUCACUCAAUUCUCCGUCACUAGAUCACCAAGGAAGGGCCUAGCUUUCACCUCCGGCGGGCUAAUCGUCGCCUCUCAUAUAACUCUCUCGGCCUCCGGCUUCAUCCACCUCUUCAACUGGUGGUCAUCUUCAGUUCUCCAAUCUGUCCCCGUCCCCGAGCCGGUUGCGCCUCUUGUUGCCACUCCUAAUGGAUCCUUCCUCUUCGCCGGAGGCCUCUCCGGUCGCAUUUAUAUACUUUCUCUACCUUCCUGUGAUCUUCUUAGCUCUUUUCCUGCUCACCAGCGAACUGUCUCAUGCCUUACUAUUAACUCUGAUGGCUCACUUGUUAUAUCGGGCAGCGAUGAUGGCUCUAUUGCUGUGUUUCCGAUAAUUUCUAUGCUAGACAUCUCCUCUACUGAAUCAUCAGAUGAUGACACUGUCCAAACAUUGUAUAAAUUCAUUGCUCACAGCAUGCCAAUUACUGGUAUUGCUUCAGGGAGUACAGGUGGGUGCAAUUCAAUCAUCAUUUCAUGUUCUCUUGAUUGCAUGAUCAAGUUUUGGAGCUUGGCUAAUGGUGCUUGUCUAAGGACUGUGCAUCUCCAAUGUGCAUUAUGGAGUGUUAUACUCGAUUCGACUGAUACUGAAGCCUAUGCCGGAGGAUCGGAUGGUCGGGUUUAUUCAGUGGCACUGAAGAAGAUGAGGAGGAGUAGAUUGAGUGGGGAGGAAAAUGGUGUGGUUGCAUGGUCUGCAGAGGAGAGUGGUGGUGCAGUGAUAGCUCUUGCGAUGGUGAACGGUGACCGGAAUUUGGUAUCGGCCUCAGAAGAUGGCACGAUAAUGAUGUGGGAGGCAGGGCAGGUUGUUAAUGUUCUUAGACAUGGCCAGAAUGGUGUCAGUGAUCUUUUGGUGGCCAGAGGCGUAUCAAGGGCUGCCGGAGGAGUUCGAAGAGAUGGAGGUAAUUGUUCUUUUAAUGGUUUAAGUAGUAUGUCUUGUGUGAAAAGGAUGCAUAGGGAUGUGAAAGAGCUGGAGGAGAUGGAGCAAUGGCUUGGUGUAGUUGUGAAGGAUAGAAGAAGAGCCAUUGAUGUUCUUGAAACAGCCAUCAACACUUACAAGAGACUGUUAGGACUGUUACUCAAAGAAGCCAAUUUAAGGUGA
This is a messenger RNA of Dioscorea cayenensis subsp. rotundata (Guinea yam), 1206 nucleotides long. Its product is annotated as protein ROOT INITIATION DEFECTIVE 3-like. Gene Ontology annotation, cellular component: nuclear pre-replicative complex. Bases 1 to 1206 code for a protein of 401 amino acids. The record is from RefSeq and is a predicted model, not a curated record. Gene Ontology annotation, molecular function: protein binding. Lineage: Eukaryota; Viridiplantae; Streptophyta; Magnoliopsida; Dioscoreales; Dioscoreaceae. The transcript has a single exon. Gene Ontology annotation, biological process: rRNA processing; DNA-templated DNA replication.